Molecule: messenger RNA, 692 nt
Organism: Astrephomene gubernaculifera
Lineage: Eukaryota; Viridiplantae; Chlorophyta; Chlorophyceae; Chlamydomonadales; Astrephomenaceae
Source: the annotation of a GenBank genome assembly
CGGGCCCGGUGGUGGAGGCGGGGGAGCAGCAGCAGGCGGGUCCGGCGGGGCUGCAGCUGCUGCUGGCUGGGGAGGUGGCGCCGGCGGUGGCAGCGGCUGCGGAGGCGGCGGCAGCGGAGAUACACCCGGCUGUGCUGGCGCCGCUGCUGGCAGCACUGCCCCAGGCCGCCGCCGCCGCUGCUGCUGCCGCCGGUCCGCUGGGCCCCCACCAGCUGCCUCCGGAGCUGACGCUGCACCUGCGGCUGCUGCAGGGGCUGUCGGGGUUGCGGGUGCUGUCGCUGGGGGGCAAGCCGGGGCACGGGGUGGAGGCGCUGUCGUCGCUGACAGCCCUCUCCUCCCUCAUCCUGGUCCGCUGCUCCGAGUUCCGCCCGCUUCGCAAGGCGGUGGAAGAGCUGCGCGGCCUGCCGCAGCUGCGCUCCCUGGAGCUGCACGCCUGCCUGGGGGGCGACGCAUGCGGCUACGAGAUCGCGCGGCUGCUGCGGCGGCUGCAGAAGCUGCCCAACCUGGCUCGCCUGGUGGUGCGUGGCUGCGACCCGCGGCUGCCGCAGCAGCUGGCCACCGCGCCGCUGGGGAGGCUGGCCGAGCUGCAGCUGCUGGCGCUGCCGGAGCUGAGUCCGCUGGACCUGCGCUACGUGGUGCAGGCGCAGACGGGGUGCCGGCGGCUGGUGGUGCGGGGCUGCGGGAAGCUGGGG